ACACAUUCAACGCAAUGAAUAUAUAUGUGCGUCUCGCAAUAGUCUUAUUUGUUUACACUAGACGACGGCAUUGAGUAAUUUCUUUAUCAACAUUUUAUGGUGUAGACAAUUUUUGCGUUAAGCAUUAAUGUGCAAAUAAUCGGGAACAUUAUCAAAUCGGUGUAAUUCAAUAGAAUAAUCAAAAAAUGUAAAUGAAAAAAAUGGUCGAACGUACAAAAUACAAAGACUUCCAUUGGUCACGUAUCAGUGUAUGCUUGUGAUGGAACAUUCAUUCAGUACAUUCAGUUCAGUUCAGAUGUGAAAUGUCUGCGUAUUUUCGAUUUGUGAAUUUGGUGUUCGCCCAAUGAACAUUUAUUUAACAAUUUUGUUGGUUACGUUUUGGAAUUGGAAAUAAUCGAGCCGAAGCACUCACACACGCACACACAUACAAAAAAUCAUAUUGUUAAAUGUAUCGUAAUGAAAGAGAGUCGACGGGGUGAUUCUUUUCGGUUUGAUAUGCGGAAAAGUGUUGAAGUUCAAGUUGGUAGUGAUUUUGCUCUUUUGUUGCCCAGUGGGGCUUAUGAAAUUAAGAAAAUGCAGCCUCGUCGCAGGCUUCGAUCAAUUGUUUUUGUUUGUUUAACACUGGCCGUGGCUGGUAUAAUUGGUUUUGGCUACUUUUGUCCGGAUCAAGUGUGCGCAUUGACAAAACGCGGUACAAUAACAUCGGAUGUUGGUUUUACAAGUGCAUUACAAAAUACACUUGGUAAAUUACGUGAACAAAUGGGUGCCAUACCUGGUUUAAGCUAUGACGAUGUAUUAAAAGAUGAUUUUCAAUUUGAUAUGGAUGCACAUGAUGUUAUGGUAUUUUUGCAUAUUCAAAAAACGGGCGGAACAUCGUUUGGAAAGCAUUUGGUACAAGAUUUAGAUUUAAAACGUCCAUGUGAAUGUCAACGAAAACGUAAACGUUGUUAUUGCUUUCGAACGCAUCGCAAUGAAAAUUGGCUAUUUUCACGAUAUUCAACGGGUUGGAAGUGUGGCCUUCAUGCCGAUUGGACCGAAUUGACCAGUUGCGUUGAUCGAGAAUUAAAUAAAAAUGAAGGUGAAAUUGCAAAACGACGAUAUUUCUAUAUUACAAUAUUAAGAGAACCAGUCGUUCGGUAUUUAUCGGAAUUUCGACAUGUACAAAGAGGUGCCACAUGGAAAACAGCCAGACACUGGUGUUUGGGGCGCCAAGCAACGGUUAGCGAACUACCACCAUGUUAUACAACAGAGAGUUGGGUCGGUGUGAAUUUGGAAGAGUUCAUGGAUUGCGAUAGUAAUCUAGCCACAAAUCGUCAGACACGAAUGUUAUCGGAUUUAGCGUUAGUUGGUUGUUAUAAUAAAACUUCGAUGUCGGCUCACGAACGGGACCGAAUCAUGCUAGCCAGUGCCAAAAAAAAUUUAGCUGCCAUGUCUUACUUUGGUUUGACAGAAUAUCAAAAGAUAUCUCAAUACGUUUUUGAGGAAACGUUUAAUUUACGCUUUGCCAUACCAUUCGAACAGCACAACACCACUGUAUCAAGUUCAACUUUAAACCAUUUGACGCCGAAACAGGAAGCCAGAGUGAAAGAGUUGAAUGCACUAGACAUUGAAUUGUAUGAAUUUGCUAAAAAAUUGUUAUUCCAACGAUUUGAAAAGCUGAAAGCCAAAGAUGUAAAUUUCGAUGAACGGUUUAAUCACUUGGGUUUGUUAGCCGGUAAAAAUGGUGUCACUGAAUUCAAUUGGGAUCGUAAUUUAGAUGAAACAAAUUGAUCAGAGAGACCACACAUCGCACACAUAAUUAAUGAUAAUGGAAUAUUAUAAUUUGAUGAAAAAAGAAAGAAACAAUAACUUCUAGUGACGAAUAUAAAUUGAUUGUGAUAAAAAUUUGAAAUACAGGCAGCGGGUCAAGUAUAUCAAGAGAUAUAGAUGACUGAACGGAUUGGAUGAUGGUUACACCGCGUUUUUAUGGAAAUGGUCGUUAAAUUGAAUACGGAAGCAAACAAAAAACAUAUUUUAAAAUCACAUAAGACGAUUCUUUUGCACAAAUCCGUUUUGCACGCGUUUCGCAAACUAAGCACAAAUAGAAAUAUAUAUAUUUUUCAUACUGUCAAGAGCACACAAUUUUAAAUAUAUAUACUUUCAAGACACUUUUUCCCUCGGAUAAAAUCGUUAGCACCAAUCCACAUUUUAACUUGACCGAACAAAAGUAUUGCUAGAGCAUGAAAAAAAUCAACUCACAUUUUGAUUGAAAUGAUUGAAAUCUCAUUGCGGAUUUUAUUUAAAAAAAAAUAUCUUUUUGGAAAUGAAUGCUCUAAUUAAUUUAUAAGUAUUUUCAUACACCGUGGCACUCGGUUAAAUCCUCACACAACUAAUUAACAACGCUAUGAAAGAAUGAUAUAUUUUUGAAGAAGAGACAAGAGUACCGUAGAUUUUAACAACACAGUCACCGAGUUAGUAAGGCAUUUUUAUUAGAAUUAAUUGAAUGAAAAUAUCAAAAAAAUAAAACCAACAACAACAAAAAAGAUAUAGCUCUAUCGAUAAUUAUAACAAGUUUGAUUUAUGAAAAAUGACAUUAAUCAUUAAGCAAGUAUAUCUCAAUCUUCAUUUUGCCAAAGACUAAUUUAGUUUGUAAUCAACAAUUUUAUCGUAUAACAGUUUUACAACAAUCAUAAUUGCGUUCAGAAAUUACAAAUGAUUAUUGCAUUUUAUUAAGUGUGAAAUCACCAAAAUUCUCACU
Molecule: messenger RNA, 2737 nt
Organism: Contarinia nasturtii (swede midge)
Lineage: Eukaryota; Metazoa; Arthropoda; Insecta; Diptera; Cecidomyiidae
Gene: Hs6st
Product: heparan-sulfate 6-O-sulfotransferase 2
Exons: 2
Coding region: 457-1770 (437 amino acids)
Cellular component (GO): membrane
Molecular function (GO): heparan sulfate 6-sulfotransferase activity
Source: RefSeq, a predicted model, not a curated record